This is a messenger RNA of Pseudocercospora fijiensis CIRAD86, 1177 nucleotides long. RefSeq lists its product as uncharacterized. The record is from RefSeq and is a predicted model, not a curated record. Lineage: Eukaryota; Fungi; Ascomycota; Dothideomycetes; Mycosphaerellales; Mycosphaerellaceae. The transcript has 2 exons. The coding region runs from base 169 to 672 and encodes 167 amino acids.
UCGUUGCACUGCCAGUCGCCAUGAACUUCGGAAGGAUUUCUGCGGCUGCUCAGCUGCUGUAGGAAGCUGCACAGCCGGGCUGGAAGCUUGAGGGCACAUGACAUAACUACUGCAGAGCUGUCCGCCUGACGUGCUGCAGAAACGGUCCUUUUUUCACAUUUGAGGCAGAUGACUUCUUAUUACAGUGUCACGUUGGAGUGGAAAGCCGGACUCAUUGAUUUUGGCAAAAUCAGAAAUAUGGCUUCGAAUCUCCUCCUUGUGGAUGACCAUCACAGCUAUGCCCGAUUUUUCUCCAGUGACCGCCUUUUCAACCAGGUCUUUGUCCAAGUCGUCAGAGGAGUGGCAUGGGCAGUACUCGCCCUCAUGGCGGUUGGAGUCCUGAUUUUCGCCGGACUUAUGAUCAAGGAAUCGAUACGAAAGCAUCGAGAGGCCCUCAAGGAUGAUGAGUUUAAUGCGACUGAUAUCGAUGUCGAAGCAGGGAUUGGAAGUGCAUACGUCGAUGAGCCGCCAAAGUACGAACAUGAAGAUGCACCUCCACCGGUCUACUCAAGUGAAGAAGUGGCAGCACCACCGGCUUACCAUGAGCUAUCGGAUCGGGAGACAUCGAAAGCUACCGCAGAAGUGAAUUUGCAAAGACCCUUUCACCAUCUCCCUACUGGAUCCAGGAGUUGACUUGCGGACGCUGUUCGCUGACCUGUCAACUUGGAGCGCUCCAACUCUGGCUGGCGUUCUCUGGAUUAUGGCCCACAAAAGCUUGUGGGCGAGCCGCCGAAGGUUGGAAACACGAUCCACAAGAUGAGUAGCUGGUAAUCUCACGCCAAGCAUCGACAUGAGGACUGAGGACGUGAACAUGAGGACUUCAUGACUGAGGACAUCAACCGACUAUAUGUAUCACUUGCCUUGCACUCGAGAAUCUUCACAUCUCUACACAUUUACUGCCAUACUACUACACCACGAAAGAAUCCACUACAACUCCGAACGACAAUCAAUAUGGCCAACUUUGUUGCGAAAAUGCUCGUGAGACUGCUUGCUGCACUACUCGCAGCUGCACUUCGAUUCAAAGACAACGACGCCUAUCCGCAGCCAGACGGGCUUGAAUCGAACGACGACGAGCAGAGCGAACAAGACCAAGACCAAGCCCAGGCAAAUGAAGACCCUGAAAUAGCAGCAGCCGCCG